Messenger RNA from Oncorhynchus masou masou (cherry salmon), 1194 nucleotides. RefSeq names its product centrin 3 (gene cetn3). Gene Ontology annotation, biological process: spindle pole body duplication. Gene Ontology annotation, molecular function: calcium ion binding; microtubule binding. The transcript is spliced from 5 exons. Bases 117 to 620 code for a protein of 167 amino acids. The record is from RefSeq and is a predicted model, not a curated record. Lineage: Eukaryota; Metazoa; Chordata; Actinopteri; Salmoniformes; Salmonidae. Gene Ontology annotation, cellular component: microtubule organizing center.
AUGGGAAACAGCGAAACAGGCGCGGAUUAACGGAUUUGUUACAAGGUGCUUUGUUGUUAUUUUAGUAGCUGCCUUCAAACGACCAGUUGUACACGUUUGGGGCUACAACUUGAAGGAUGAGUCUGUCUUUAAGGACUGAGCUGGCAGUGGAUAAAACCAAGCGGAAGAAACGGAGAGAGCUGACUGAUGAACAGAAGCAUGAAAUCAAAGAGGCCUUUGAGCUGUUUGACACAGACAAAGACAAAGAGAUAGACUACCACGAACUCAAGGUGGCGAUGAGAGCUAUGGGUUUUGAGGUGAAGAAAGUAGAUAUACUGAAGAUACUAAAAGAUUACGACAGAGAGGGGAAUGGCAAAAUAACAUUUGAUGACUUUAAUGAAGUUGUGACAGACCGUAUCCUGGAGAGGGACCCAAAGGAGGAGAUCCUGAAGGCCUUUAAGCUGUUUGAUGAUGACGACUCUGGGAAGAUCAGCCUGAGGAACCUGAGACGUGUGGCCAGAGAGCUAGGAGAGAACAUCACAGAUGAGGAACUACGCAGCAUGAUCGACGAGUUCGAUACAGACGGAGACGGAGAGAUCAACCAGGAGGAUUUUGUAUCCAUAAUGACUGGAGACUCCUGAUUGAAGGGCUGCUGCUCUGGGGCUUGGCUAGGAGGCUGAGGCUAUAGAUUCACUGUGGGAUGGAUAGGUCCCCCAGGUCACUGAAGGACUGCUAAAUAGCUUACCUUGUCUCCUGUCCUUUAUCUACACUGACCGACCAGAACUGACCAGGGGAAGUAGAGGAGAGUAGGUAAGGACGCCACUGUAGAGUACUGCGAUUCAAAAUCUCUCCCAAAUAGCACUGCUGUCGCUCCUGUUCUUUUCUUUGUUGAAACAUCUUGUGUGUUUUUACAAUAUGUCUGGUGCAAAUACAACCAAAUAUUGUAUGUUCUUUUCUUUUAGUAGAGUUUCUUUUCAAAAUUUGAAUAGAUGCACUUGCUGCGCUGUGUAUCCAUACCGUACAGAAAACUGUACAGAUUACAUAACAGGUCAUGUCUCUGAGACAUUCCUUGUAAACUUCAACGUUUUCAAUAGUAUUUCUGGAUGGCGGUUUUAAAUACAAACUGGCUUUACCGACCACAUUUUGUAGUUUAGUAGACUAUUUUUAAUUAUUUUUAAUGUUAUUUAUUUUACUUAAUAAACACAAUUGACUGAC